CUCGCUGCCAAGAUGCGUAUCGCGUUGUUUGUGGCUAUUGGGGUUUGGGAGCUCAUUAUUAUUUAUUGAUUACAGCCGGACUGCUGUGUGCUGGAGAAGUAAACCAAGCUAGGCUAGCUCGUCGGAUAGCAAACAGCGGCAGGCAGAUAUAGACGGUAAAGUGGACAGAGCAGCGAGUGAGGUUUCCACUGCCAGCGGGGCUAAUGUUGAAUUAUGUUAGCCAGCUAGCGCUGUCCCACCAGGGCUGGGACUGAUCUCCAUGGCAGAAGGAAAACGACGAUAAAAGACGACAUCCAGAAGAAAGGGUUAGCUCACAGUUUCAAUGUUAUUGUUAAAAAGCUGCACUCGGUCACAAUGUCCUGCUCUGGCAACCUGGUUUGGGAUGUAAAUAAACGCUCAAUCGGAUACAACGAGCCUAAUACCAUCAGGACCAACUAUUUAGGUAGAAAAGAAUUUGUCCAGAGGCUGAAACUCGAAGCAACACUGAAUGUACAUGAUGGCUGUGUCAACACCAUAUCCUGGAAUGACACCGGAGAAUACAUUCUGUCAGGGUCAGACGAUACCUUUCUGGUCAUCACCAACCCCUACAACAGAAAGGUCAAGAAGUCGAUACGUUCAGGUCAUCGGGCAAAUAUCUUCAGUGCGAAGUUCAUGCCCCACACCAAUGACCAGGAGAUUGUCUCCUGCUCUGGGGACGGCAUCAUCUACUACACACACACUGAGAAGAGCCCCGAGUACAACAGACAGUGUCAGUUCACCUGCCAUUAUGGAACAGCUUACGAGAUUAUGACGGUACCAAAUGACCCCUACACGUUUCUGUCGUGUGGGGAGGACGGCACGGUGCGAUGGUUUGACCUGCGCACCAAGACGAGCUGCACGAAAGAAGACUGCAAAGAUGACAUCCUGAUUAAUUGUCGAAGGGCAGCGACCUCCAUAUCCAUUUCUCCGCUGGUGCCCUACUACCUGGCCGUGGGCUGCUCUGACAGCUCUGUGCGCAUCUACGACAGACGCAUGCUGGGCACCAGAGCCACGGGUAACUACAUGGGCCGCGGGACGACAGGCAUGUGCGUGAGGUUCGUCCCCGCCCACCUCUCCAACAAAUCGUGCCGAGUGACAUCCCUCUGCUACAGCGGGGACGGUCAGGAGGUGCUGGUCAGCUACUCAUCUGAUUACAUCUACCUAUUUGAUCCCAAAGAUGACCAGGCCCGAGAGCUGAAGGGCCCGUCUGAGGAGCGGAGGGAGGAGCUGAGGCAGCCCCCAGUGAAGCGCCUCCGUCUGCGUGGUGAUUGGUCUGACACUGGACCUCGAGCUCGUCCUGAGAGUGAGAGAGAGAGGGAUGGAGAACAGAGCCCCAAUGUGUCUCUGAUGCAGAGGAUGUCGGACAUGUUGUCCCGCUGGUUUGAGGAGGCCAGCGAGGCUCAGAGCAGCAGAGGAACGCGGCCUCAGGCGCGAUCCAGAGGAACGGCUCUCCGUCCAGAGGGGGCGUCUUCUGCCCCGGCAGCCCCCGCAGAUGCCCCCACGCAGGAGCCCAGAGCCCCCGAGAGGCCCAUGGAGACAGACACAGAGGCCCCUGCCACUUUGGCCACCCCCGCCCCCAUGCCCAAAUCUACUUCCUCCUCUUCCUCAGGGUCUUCGUCAACAGUCACAGCACCUCCUCCUUCCAGCUCCUCAUCAAUGGAGAGCUCGGCCCCGUCCUCCUCCCCCCUUACCUCCUCCCCUGACUCGGAGCAGAGGAGUCAGGCGGACACUGCCGGGACCCCCACACCGACGCCCACGCCCACCUCAGAUCCUGCGCUGUCAGAUUCCCCCUCGUCUGUGGUAAACAAACAGCUGGGAUCCAUGACUCUUGAUGAACAGCAGGGAGGACCAGAGGCUGUGAGUUCGGCUCCUGCUGAACCCGCCUCUGCACCCGCCAGUGGGGCAGCAGCGCCCAGCAGCAGCAGCAGCAGCAGCAGCAGCAGCAGCAGCACUCCCUCCACCACCGGCACGAGUCGACCCAGUGCAGCAGAGCCGGUCCUGAGCCUCCACUACAGCUCAGAGGGAACCACCACCAGCACCAUAAAGCUGGACUUCACAGACGAAUGGAGCAGUACAACGUCCAGCUCUAGAGGCAAUGGACCCAAAACAUCCGAGGCUGUGGCGGCUCAGGGCAGAGAGAGUGUGUCAGCGGAGAGCUCGGUGUCAGAGCAUGCCCCAUCUGAGUCGACAGGCCAGAGCAAACCCACCACCUGCACAGACCCUACCUGUGAGCUCUCCCCCUGCAGCCAUGGCAGGUCGUCAGCUCAGGCGCCAGCCGAGGCCUCCUCAGAGGCAGGCGGCAUGACCUCUUCACCCCUGGAGCGGAGCCAGCCGGAGGGCAUGGAGGACCCGGCAGGCAGCUGCAGGAGAGCGGAGCCCGCUGGAGAGGAGGGCCAGGAGGGAGAGGGGGGACAGGGUCAGCUGGCACGGGGCAACCAGGACUCAGACGACAGCGAUGACGACCCAAUCCUCAUCCCGUCAUCGCGGUUCAGAGGAGGACAGGGACAGAGACGCUCAGCAGCUGCCCGUAUCCAGGAGCUGUUUCGCAGGAGGAAGGAAAGAAGAGAAAUGGAAGAAAGUGAGACCCAGAACAUCCGGAGACCCUCGGUCAAAAUGGUCUACAAGGGUCACCGCAACUCCAGGACAAUGAUAAAGGAGUCCUGUUUCUGGGGCAACAACUUUGUGAUGAGCGGCUCCGACUGCGGCCACAUCUUCAUCUGGGACAGACACACCGGAGAGCACCUCAUGCUGCUCGAGGCCGACAACCACGUGGUCAACUGCCUGCAGCCGCACCCCUACGACCCCAUUCUGGCCUCAUCAGGGAUAGACUACGAUAUCAAGAUCUGGUCACCUCUAGAGGAGUCGCCAUCCUUCAACAGAGUCCUUGCUGAAGAGGUAAUAACUCGUAACGAGCUGAUGCUAGAGGAAACAAGGAACACCAUCACAGUCCCAGCCUCAUUUAUGCUUCGAAUGCUGGCCUCCCUCAAUCACAUCAGAUCAGAUCGACUGGAAGGCGAUCGCUCUGAAGGCUCUGGCCAGGAAAACGAGGAUGAGCAGUAGUAGCCUGCCGGCAUUUUAAAGAAAACAUUAUUUCUUCUUGCUGUAAAGCACUUGAAAACAUGAGAUUUUUACAAGUAUACUGUAGAAUACUUCCUUAUGAAAAUUGGUUGAAUUUCUAGCCCCUGUUUUUUUAAGAUCACUUUCUUACUGAUGUUUCUGUAUGAGGAUACACUAACGUGUGAAUGCAAGGGCAAGGAAGUCUAUAUAUGUUAAGUGUGUGGAAAAAAAAAAUAUGGUGGCUGCUGUGCAAGGAUGUAAAGUGCAAUAUUAUUUUGUUAGGAGAAAGUGAGCUUUGAUCAGUGUUAAGCUGUGACAUUUAUUUGUAGCAGAUGGCAAUGAACUCAAAUGUUGCUAUACUGCACUGGCAGUUACGCAUGUAAACAAAAACUUUUUGAUUUGAGUAAACCAUACUUUUGAGUAUGCUUUAAUUUUGUUGUUAAAACAAAAAGAUACAAAGCUGUGCUUCUUGUUCCCAAAGGGUCAACGAAAUAACCUUUUGCCAAAUUUGGAAAAAUUUCUAAGCUAAAUGGCAUCUCAGAGAUAUAUCUGUUCUUGGGUCUAGCAGAUAGAUACAUGUGACUGUGCAACUGCCCUCACAAAUGAAUGAAGUGGUGAAUUCAUUCAACAAAUAAAGAACAAUCUGAUCUUUGCGUAUUGA
Molecule: messenger RNA, 3736 nt
Organism: Myripristis murdjan (pinecone soldierfish)
Lineage: Eukaryota; Metazoa; Chordata; Actinopteri; Holocentriformes; Holocentridae
Gene: dcaf6
Product: ddb1 and cul4 associated factor 6
Exons: 19
Coding region: 355-3078 (907 amino acids)
Biological process (GO): positive regulation of transcription by RNA polymerase II
Cellular component (GO): Cul4-RING E3 ubiquitin ligase complex; cytoplasm
Molecular function (GO): protein binding
Source: RefSeq, a predicted model, not a curated record